GGAUUUUUAGCCUUUUUAGGUUAUGUAAUCGAAUUUUGACAACAAGAAUGAUUUGAAAUGAAAUCCAAUGUGCAAAAUAUUCCAAAUUUCAAAUUAUGAAAAUUGAUAAUGGGGUCAGUUACCCGUAUAGAUUAUUAUCUCAAAUCUUCAUGAUUCGAUGCGAUUCAUUUGUGAUCAUAGAACAUGGACGAAUUCACAAAAAUUAAUAAAAUCACUGUUAGGCCGGGGGCCGACAGUGGUCUUUGGGCGUUGUUCCUUCUACCUCUCUCUGUAAUUAUCUCAACAAUAAAACAUUCAAUUAUAGCUACACCUACUUAUAAAUUAGCAUCAUUAGUAUGUAUGGGAAUGAUGCUCACAUCUGUAAUUAUCAGUAUGCAGAAAUGGAAAAACCAAAAAUUGAAAGUCAUCAAUAUAUGGAUAGUUCUUGCCUCUCUUUUCACUACAAGUUUAUGCCUUCUUUGCCUCCACAAAGGUUUUGUAUUCUCUUUGCUGAGUGGACUCUGGUCCACCCUAAUUUUCAUGGUGAUCUACAAAUAUAUACUGAGGAAAUUCAAAGAAUGUUUCACUCUAGGUGAAGCUGGAAUUGUAAGCCAAGGGAUUGUCAUUUUAAUAUAUUUCACUAUAAUGAAUGUUUUGAAUCAUAGCACAAGAAGCACCCCAUUCAAGAGUAACAUGCAGAUAUCUACUCUUAUUAUUCAGAUAGGAAUGCUGGGGAUUGCAGUAAUAGCAUACACAAGUCAUUCAUUCAAUAUCAGAGGGACAAAAUCCUUUUAUUUUUUGGCCAUAGCAGUGAUAUUUAUUCUAAUAUUCUUACCCCUGCACCUCCUAUUGAAAUGUAGCCCAGUUUUAUGGAUUAUAAAUCAAAUGAUAGAUGAUUGGUCCAGUUUGAAACUAAUAAUGUUCUGGAUUUUUUGUUCUGUAGUGGCAGUUCUAGCUAUAAGUAAACAAAUAUUAUAUGCUCAAAAGUCUUCAACAACUACCAGAAAGGUAUUCCAUCUCUUAGCAGUUGUAGUUUACAUUCCAGGCCUCAUUUACAAGUGUUCCUUCUUAUAUCUGGCCAGUGGGGUUGUCACAGGCAUAUUUUUUGCAUUAGAGAUUCUUAGACUCCUGCAAAUGCCACCAUUGGGCACCCAUCUCCAAGAAGGUUUUGUGGUUUUUAGUGAUGAAAAAGACGGCAACGUGGCUUUGACGCCGAUUUACCUUUUGGCUGGGUGCUCCUUACCCAUUUGGAUACACCCAUCACCUUGUGACGUCACAAAUUCUGCCACAUUCACUUUGCUACCCCUUUUGAGUGGAUUGUUGGCCAUAGGGGUGGGAGAUACGGCAGCAAGUGUGGUAGGAUCCAAUUUUGGGAGACAUUUUUGGCCAGGUACUAAAAAAACAAUUGAAGGGACUGCAGCAUGCAUUAUAUCACAAGUAGGACUGAUUUUCAUCAUUUUAUAUUUUGGGUUUCUUCCAGACUUGGUUCCAGAAACAAGUUUUCGAAUUUUGUUGGCAAUCAUUACUAGCUCCAUUGUAGAAGCUAAAACAACUCAAGUGGACAAUCUAGUGCUACCACUCAUUAUGUACAUAAUUCUUAUUUAAUAUUUCAAUGGAAUAAAACAAGACUUUUUUUUACACGAAAAUAAUUGUUUUUCAUCUACCCUUCAUGUUAACAUCUUCAUUGAACUCAACUCAGAAGUUGUAAUGGGGAAAAUGACUAUAAUUAGUAGGUAUAAUCAAUUUGUAAUUUUUUUUCAUGACUCAUAUUUACGUGAACAGUGAAAAACGAAUCUAAUCACAAAAGUUCAUUUGUGGAUUCAAUAUCCUUCAAAAGAAUUAUUUUCUGCACUUUCAAGUUCUAGGCAUCAAGAGGGUGAGUUAGAAACACUUUGCUUUACCAAAACCUGAAAUAUUGCGCCAUCUAGCGUCUGAAGAAAUUAGAAUAGAUGAUUCUCAAUUGAGAAAUAUAAAUCUAUUUUUAUUGCCCCGGAAAAAUUACACUCCAGCAAAACGGGUUUUAUAGUGUGGGGAAGUAAAAAACAACAAUCCGAUGAAAAUAUUGUAAUAUAUCCUAAUCUCAAUAUAUAAUAUUGUGCUAUUCGACCAUUUUAGUUAUUAGUCUAUUCCAAUUAAGAAGACAGCGUUGGAAACCAUAGACAAUCGUUGACCUUCGCUUUGAUUGGUUAAUAUUGGAGGCAAUAUUACACAUGCCUAAUAUGACCUGUGACGUUAUUUGCGAUAGAACAUAAGCGUACGCCACCUAUCGGAGUUCUUGAAAGCUGUCAAAGCGGCAUGUUUACUUUAUUUUCAUUGGUUCACAUUUGUUUUUUGUUUGGUGGGUCGGCGUGUUAUUUUCUAUCGCGAAUGGCUGAAGUUUUCUUUAUAGGAAGAUGAUCACAUUUCAUCUAUUUGUCGUAUUAUUUCAUGUUAAAUGAAUCCUCAGAUUGAACAUGAUUUUGUAAACACUUCUUCAGAGCCAGAGAUUUUCCUAACAUAUUUUUUGGAAUGCAGUAGAGAGCUCUUUGGAAGUUGAAGAAAUCGCUUGGACACAUAUUUGACAAGUAUGAAAUGUUAGUGCUGUCUCAAGUUGCGAAAGUAGAUGUUUCCUAAGGGCAUCUCUUUUUCUUUCGUGGGAUAAACAGAGACA
This is a messenger RNA of Phaedon cochleariae (mustard beetle), 2629 nucleotides long. NCBI's taxonomy places the organism in Eukaryota, Metazoa, Arthropoda, Insecta, Coleoptera, Chrysomelidae. The record is from the annotation of a GenBank genome assembly.